AUGAAGAGAAACAGUGAUACCAUGUCUAAGGAAGAAUCGAUUAACGAGCAGUUGAAACUUGAAUUUCCCUCAAAAUCACGGAAGCGAUACAGCGAAGAAGUGAAGAUUGAAAUCGACAAUGAUAUAUUACGGUCACCUCUUCACUGCACACCCAACAAUCAGGAACAAGCAGAGUUCAAUGAAAUGGUGCACGCCUACAAACUGCACCAACGAAUGAUGCAACUCUCAUUCUCAAAUAUCGAUGAAUUUUUGGAUGAGCACGAAGAAGGACCAAAACUUCGAAAAAUGGAUCCAUCGGAUGUCAAACAACUAUCUGAAGUGGAAUUUGCUGGGUUGAUUUAUUGGAUUGACAAGCAAAAACCGUACGGAGAACUUCCGAGUGAAGAUAAAUCAGCACUUCUCACGAGAUAUUCAGUCCGCAAACUUAGCUUAGACCACUUCUACAGUGCUUCGAAGUAUCCGGAUCAUUGUUCCCGAAGAGAGUUCGUUAUGAACAACUAUACAUAUGUCCCAAGUGAUCGAACUGGAUUUGAGCAACAAGAUGAUGAUGAACAGCAGAUUGCAGCCAAAGUGGCGCUAUUUUCUGGAACAUUCACUCGAUUCUGGAAUAACGUAAUUGAUCAGUUCGUUGCAAUGAAAAUCCACGACGCAGAGAUUGUUUUCCUUCACAGUAUGUUAUUGUGGAGUGCUUCGAAUAACGAGCACGUGACGAAGGAAACAAUCAAAGUGAUGAAGUCUCGUCGAAAUUGGGCAAUUACCCGUUUGAGCACCUGGUACAAAAACAGAAAUAUGAAAGAAGCAGAUCAACGACUCCAACGUGUUCUCUCCCUUCACACAGAGAUUGAGAUUAUCUGUGACAUGCAUUGCCAAGAUUUCCUUGUUGCAAAAAUGUUCGAUAUCUGUGAUAUGAGCGAGUUCUUUUACGAAAAACUAUGCUACGCUCCAUGUAAUGCUGAUCCAAAGAAGAUCGAUCCAGAAUUGUACGAGAAGCUCAAACAGUACACGAAAAAAGAAAGACAAGAAGCAAUAGAAGCUAUCAACGAAUCCGAAAUUCAAGAAAACUCACAAUCUGACUCUCCAGGAAAGGAAAAUCGUUGUCCUUUGGAAAAUGAAAAUAAAGUUGAAAUUGCUGAGAAAAAAGAACCUAGUUUCAUUGAUAUAAUCGAUCCAGUUCACCUAGCAUUGAAUUCGCAGAUUCUUCCGAAGGUCAUGGCCAAACUGCCGGAUGAUAACUACAACAUGAUGUUCAGUCAUUAUUUUUCAUAG
This is a messenger RNA of Caenorhabditis remanei, 1266 nucleotides long. RefSeq lists its product as uncharacterized. Bases 1 to 1266 code for a protein of 421 amino acids. The record is from RefSeq and is a predicted model, not a curated record. The transcript has 6 exons. NCBI's taxonomy places the organism in Eukaryota, Metazoa, Nematoda, Chromadorea, Rhabditida, Rhabditidae.